AGGUUGCUCACCUGUGUGCGCUGCUGGAGAGCGCUCACUCGCUGUGCGCGCGAGCUCCGUGCAGCAGACAGAGCGUCGGGGGCGCGCUGCCAUUCCAGCACUCAUCCCCGGUGCGACGGAAAGAAGCAUGCGGCGACAAUCUCCGUAUAUUAACCGUUAAUAGACUACUCCUCCCACAUCUGGAAAAAACUUGUUUCUUUCGGGUCGGGGCUCCAAACGCUCAACGACCGCAGCAGGGAAGGACCGUGGGUUGGCAAAGUGCAGCCGUUAACGCCACGUCGACUAAAACAAACAAACUAAAAAAAGCUCACAACAGUUGUUUAUCUCUUUUCUUUUGAAUCUUUCCUGUCUGAACCGGAGUUCUUUUUAACGCCGUGAUACCAUGCUGGACCCGUCCUCCAGCGAAGACACCGGCGGGGAGUCCGACCCAGAAGUUGUCCAGGAGGCUCCCAGGAAAGCGGCUGCUACCUCGGCGGGGAAACGUGGGAACAACAGCCGGGCGGGCGGCCAGCGGCGACAGUCCCCUGCACCUGGAGGUGCACCCGGCAAAGGUGCUAAAGACAGCGACGCUACAGUCGAGGAGGAAGAGGAGAGGAAAGAGCGAGAGCGGAUCCAGAGGGAGGAACAGGAGAGGAAAAUUAAACUGCAAAUUUAUGUGUUCGUCCUGCGGUGCAUAGCCUACCCGUUCAACGCCAAGCAGCCCACCGACAUGGCCCGGCGGCAGCAGAAGGUGAACAAGCAGCAGCUGCAGGCGGUGAAGGAGCGUUUCCUGGCCUUCCUCAACGGGGAAACUCAGAUUGUGGCGGAUGAAGCUUUCUGCAACGCCGUGAGGAGCUUCUACGAGGGCUUCCUGAAGAGCGAGCGUGUUUCCCGGAUGGUUCAGAGCGGCGGCUGCUCGGCCAACGAUUUUCGCGAGGUCUUCAAGAAGAACAUUGAGCGGCGCGUCCGCAGCCUCCCGGAGAUCGACGGCCUGAGCAAAGAGACUGUGCUGAGCUCCUGGAUCGCCAAGUACGACGCCAUCUACCGGGGGGACGAGGACAUGCGGCGCCAGCCGCAGCGGGCGCACCUGAGCGCCGUGUCGGAGCUCAUCCUCAGUAAGGAGCAGCUGUACGAGAUGUUCCAGCAGAUCCUCGGCGUCCGCAAGUUCGAGCACCAGCUUCUGUACAACGCCUGCCAGCUGGACAACGUGGACGAGCAGGCGGCUCAGAUCCGCAGAGAGCUGGACGGAAGGUUACAGCUGGCCGAAAAGAUUGCCAAGGAGAGGAGAUACCCAAAGUUCGUCUCUGCUGACAUGGAGCCUCUCUAUGUGGAGGAGCUGCGUUCGUCGGUCAACCUGCUCAUGGCCAACCUGGAGAGUCUGCCGGUGUCCAAAGGAGGUCCGGACUUCAAACAGAAGCUCAAACGAUCCACCAUGAACAAUUCCUUCCUGGACAUGGGAGACGAGGGAGACAUCCUGUCCAAGUCUGACGUCGUGCUGUCCUUUACCCUGGAGAUUGUGAUCGUGGAGGUCCAGGGUCUGAAGUCUGUGGCUCCAAACCGGAUCGUUUACUGCACCAUGGAGGUGGAGGGAGGAGAAAAGCUGCAGACAGACCAAGCUGAAGCCUCCAGACCGCAGUGGGGGACUCAGGGGGACUUCACCACGACUCACCCUCUGCCCUCGGUCAAAGUGAAGCUGUUUACAGAGAGCACUGGGGUCCUGGCUCUGGAGGACAAGGAGCUGGGCCGGGUGGUCAUGAAUCCAACCACGAACGGGCCGAAGCAGGCCGAGUUCCACCGGAUGGUCGUCCCCAAGAACAGCCAGGACACAGAGCUGAAGAUCAAGCUGGCCGUGCGCAUGGACAAACCCCCCAACAUGAAGCACAGCGGGUACCUGUACGCUCUGGGACAGAGAGUCUGGAAACGCUGGAAAAAAAGAUAUUUUGUUCUUGUUCAGGUGAGUCAGUACACAUUUGCCAUGUGCAGCUACCGAGAGAAGAAGGCCGAGCCCCAGGAGCUGAUGCAGCUGGAGGGCUACACGGUGGACUACUGCGACCCUCAGCCAGGUCUGCAGGGCGGCCGGGUGUUCUUCAACGCGGUGAAGGAGGGCGACCUGGUGAUGUUUGCCUGUGACGACGAGCAGGACCGGAUGCUGUGGGUCCAGGCCAUGUACCGAGCCACCGGGCAGUCCUACAAGCCGGUCCCACCGCUGCAGAACAAAACCACAAACUGCAGAGGAGGACUCCAGAAACCGGCGUCCCCCAUCAGUCUGGAUCCGUCUCAGCGUCAGGGCGUGGAGGAGCUGAUCUCUGCGGCUCCGUGUCGCUUCGACCACGCCGGCCUCUUCACCAUUUUACAGAAACACACUCUGCAGCACCGCAUGAACGACUCCUUCUCCUGCCUGGGCUGGUUCAGUCCCGGUCAGGUGUUCGUCCUGGACGAGUACUGCGCUCGGUACGGCGUUCGAGGCUGCAGCCGUCACCUGAGCUACCUGAAGGACCUGAUGGAUUAUUCCGAGAGCAACGCGCUGGUCGACCCCACACUGCUGCACUACAGCUACGCCUUCUGCGCCUCUCACGUCCACGGAAACAGGCCUGAUGGGAUGGGGACGGUGGCUGUGGAGGAAAAAGAGCAAUUUGAGGCCAUCAGGAGUCGCCUCAUGGCUCUGCUGGAGAACCAGAUCACACAUUUUAGGUACUGCUUUCCCUUUGGACGGCCAGAUGGGGCCCUGAAGGCAACGCUCUCGCUGCAGGAACGGAUUUUGAUGAAGGACAUCACCACGCCUGUUCCUCCUGAGGAGAUGAAGAAACUGGUGCAGAAAUGUCUGGAGAACGCAGCUCAAAUCAACUACAGUCAGCUGAUCGACUACGCCCAGAUCAAGGUGGAUCCUCAGGCUGCUCCGGAGAAAAGACUAGAGGACAUGAUGCGACUGGGAGAGCUCUGCAUCGAAGUCCUGCAGCAGAACGAAGAACAUCACUCCGAGGGAAGAGAGGCUUUCUCGUGGUGGCCGGAGGUGAUGGCCGAACACGCCGAGACCUUCCUGUCGCUGUACAGAGCCAACAUGGACGCCGCUCUGCAGGUCCAGCCUGUGGACUCCUGGGACAGCUUCCCGCUGUUCCAGCUCCUCAACAACUUCCUGCGAACCGACGUUCACCUGUGCAAUGGGGCGUUCCACAAACACCUGCAGGACCUGUUCGUCCCCCUGGUGGUGCGCUACAUCGACCUGAUGGAGUCGUCCAUCGCCCAGUCCAUCCACCGCGGCUUCGAGCAGGAGACCUGGCAGUCCGUCAAGUCGUUGACUAACAAUCUAGCGAGCGUCCCUCUUCCCAAAGUCCCCAGCCUCCCUCUCACGCUGCCACAGAUGCCCAGCUUCUCAGCACCCGCCUGGAUGGGACCGCUGUGUGAGAACACCUUGCAAGGGAUAAAUCUACCCGACAUCUUCAACGGCUCGGCCACCUCGGAGGAUUUGUUCUGGAAGCUGGAUGCUCUGCAGAUGUUCGUGCUGGACCUCCAUUGGCCGGAGCCAGAGUUCGCCAAACAUCUGGAGCAGAGACUCAAACUGCUGGCGAGCGACAUGAUGGAGGCCUGUGUCAAGAGAACCAAAUCUGCAUUUGAUUCCAAAAUGCAGAAAGCGAGUAAGUCAACGGACUUCCGGGUGGCGCUGUCCGUCUGCACCAUGUUCAACUUGCUGAUGGACGCCAAGAAGCAGUGCUCCAAACUCUGCGUGCUUGACACCGGUCAGGAGAUUGACAAACAAUGGCAACAGUACCACUCCAAAAUCGAUGUUCUGAUUGACGAGGCGUUCAAAGACAUGAUUUCCUCCCUCGUCACAAAGUUUGCCGCAGUUUUAGACGGCGUCCUCUCCAAACUCUCGAGAUACGAUGAAGGGACAUUCUUCUCUUCAAUCCUCUCUUUCACAGUGAAAACUGCUGCCAAAUAUGUGGAAGUCCCUAAACCAGGGAUGGAUCUGGCCGACACCUACAUCACCUUCAUACGGCAGAACCAGGACAUCCUCCGAGACCGCGUCAACGACGAGCUGUACAUCGAGAAGGUGUUUGAACAAUGGUACACGGGCUCCAUGAAGGCGGUGUGUGUUUGGCUGACGGACCGACUGGACCUGCAGCUGCACAUGUACCAGCUGAAAACACUCAUCAAGAUUGUGAAGAAGACCUACCGUGACUUCCGGCUGCAGGGCGUCCUGGACGUCACGCUGAACAGCAAGAGCUACGAGACGGUGUACAACCGGCUGACGGUGGAGGAAGCCACGGCGGCCGUGAAGUCGGGCGACGGCCUGCAGGGCAUCAGCAUGAGAGACAGCGACGUGGAGGACGACUGAACGCGCGUCGAAAACCUCCGCGCCACAUCUCGCCUCUCGAUUAUCGUCUCUCUCUGACAGAUCAGGACCUUCCGUCACAGUGUGAGUCACGGUGUAGAUCGGGGGUUUUCAACGGGGCUUUUUUAAGCCAAGGACCCUUUAACUGAAAGAUAGACGGAGCAGGGACCCCCCUACUAUAUUUGUUGUAUAAAAUGAAAAUGCAUAUUAAACUGGGCCUACAAUAAGACGUAGGGCGGCCUAAAGCCUUUAUAGAUACCUUUUUAGUGCGUAGCAUACUAAGUUAUCAAAAUGAUAAUUGUCGGCAGGAUUUUAUAAAUCAUGUUCCAACGUUAAAACCGUGAAUCCUUAGGAUGAACUGGAUCUGUGGAUGGCUACCUUAGUGACUUCCUUACAUAUCGGCGCGUCAGCUUAAGUGUUUUUUUAUUUCACAUUCAUUUAUAUUUGCUCAUAAUAUUUUAGAUUCAUGUUAAGACAUUUUCUUUUCUGGAAAAAAACAAUUUGGUGUGAUGUGUCAUUCAUCGUGACUGAAGGUCCUGAUCAGUUAGAGACGAGCACUCAGGCAAUGACCCCCCCCCCCAGC
Molecule: messenger RNA, 4892 nt
Organism: Perca fluviatilis (European perch)
Lineage: Eukaryota; Metazoa; Chordata; Actinopteri; Perciformes; Percidae
Gene: cadps2
Product: Ca++-dependent secretion activator 2
Exons: 31
Coding region: 383-4312 (1309 amino acids)
Biological process (GO): positive regulation of exocytosis; synaptic vesicle exocytosis; dense core granule exocytosis
Cellular component (GO): glutamatergic synapse
Source: RefSeq, a predicted model, not a curated record